Messenger RNA from Octodon degus (degu), 954 nucleotides. Its product is annotated as olfactory receptor 7G3-like. The record is from RefSeq and is a predicted model, not a curated record. Gene Ontology annotation, molecular function: olfactory receptor activity; G protein-coupled receptor activity. NCBI's taxonomy places the organism in Eukaryota, Metazoa, Chordata, Mammalia, Rodentia, Octodontidae. Bases 1 to 954 code for a protein of 317 amino acids. Gene Ontology annotation, cellular component: membrane. The transcript has a single exon. Gene Ontology annotation, biological process: G protein-coupled receptor signaling pathway.
AUGAAACAAGAAAAUAUUUCAUAUGUUGCAAAAUUUAUUCUCCUGGGGUUGUCAGAUGACCCACACCUGCAGCACUUCUUCUUUGAGCUGUUCCUAUCAAUGUACCUGGUCACGGUGGUCGGGAACCUGCUCAUCAUCCUGACUGUCAACUCUGACUCUCACCUCCACACACCCAUGUAUUUCUUCCUGUCCAACCUGUCACUUAAUGAUAUCUGUUUUAUCUCCACCACAGUCCCAAAAAUGAUUGUGAACAUCCGAACUCAGAAUAGAGACAUCUCUUAUGUGAGCUGCAUGAUACAGAUGUGUCUUUUUAUCAUGUUUGGAUGUAUGGAUGAUCUGCUUUUGACUGUAAUGGCCUAUGACCGGUUUGUGGCCAUCUGUCACCCUUUGAGGUACAGUGUCAUCAUGAACCCCACACUAUGCUGGCUGCUAGUUCUGCUUUCCUUCCUGACCAGUGUCCUCAGUGCCUUGCUCCAAACAUCCAUGGCACUCCGGCUGUCCUUCUGCACAAACCUGGAGAUUACUCACUUUUUCUGUGAACUGGAUCAUAUUCUCAAACUUGCCUGUUCAGAUAUCCUCAUAAAUAUCAUCCUGGUGUAUUUAGUGGCGGGUGUGUUGGGCAUUGUCCCUCUGUGUGGGAUAUUAUUCUCUUACACUCAAAUUUUCUCCUCCAUCCUGAAAAUUCCUUCAGCUGGUGGAAAGUACAAAGCCUUCUCCACUUGUAUGUCACACCUAAUAGUCAUUUCCUUGUUCUAUGGCACAUGUUUUGGUGUGUAUCUCAGUGCCUCAGGACCUCUGUCCUCCAAGAAGAGUGCAAUAGCCUCAGUGAUGUACACUGUAGUGACCCCCAUGAUGAACCCCUUUAUCUACAGCCUGAGAAACAAGGAUAUGUUGAGGGCUUUAAGGAAACUGUUCUCUAGAGUGCCAUUUUUCUAUCAGUGUGUUAGAUGUUGA